UGCGCCGCGUCUGGGGAGGGCCGGCGUCCCCCACCCCCACCGCCGCCCCCAAGGCCUCGCCGCUGCGCGCGCACGCGCGCCGCCACCCGUCCCAGCGCGCCCGGGGCCAUCGUCUCCCGCGAGGCGGCCGGGGACCCCCCCGGACUCCCGACAUGAGCUCCCCCGACGAGGGGUCUGUCUGGGGCGCGGGUUUCGGCCCGGAGGGCGGGGCGCGGGCCGGCGUCCGCCCCGCCGAGCCCGGAGCCCUGCGGGCAGUCGGUCUAGGCCCUGCUCUGGGGGCGCCGCGGAGCGGCGAGGGCGAGGGCGAGGGCGGCUUCCCCCAGCCCGGGGGCCGCCCCAGCUGCCCGGCCGACGGCAGGGACGCGGCGGCGGACCGCGCGUCCUGCCCGGCGCCGCGGGCCGCGGCGAACGUCGUGCAGCAGCUGACCCGGCGGGGCGUCUGCAGAUACCGGUCCCCGGAGAGCUGCGCCGCCCGAGGCUCCACCGUGUGGGCGGGCCUCGAGCCAGGUGCCGGCGGCCCCGGCGCGCCUGCCCUUAGCUGGGUGGCGUCGCAGCCGGCUUCCGCCGCCCUGCUCCCGCUCCCUGGGCCCGAGGGCGGCCCGGCCUGGGGCAGCCCUAAAAGAGGCGGGAGGAGCAGGCUGGGCAGCCCUGCGAGUCGCGGGCGGCCCUCGGCGGGAGGCCCGUUCCGGCUGCCUUCCGACCCCGAGCCAUCAGACGAGGCCAGCGAGCUACAGCGGACGAGGAGAGCCUCGGCAGCUCCCCUGGACCCGGCCACGUUCCCGCCAGUCUCUGACGUCCCGCUGCUUGUGAGGUGCAGGAGGGCCAAGCAGUCCAAGCAGCCCGGCACUGGGAAGAAAUCUGUGGCCGGGAGGACAAUGGAGUCUCAGCCGGUGGAGGUGGCGGGAGAAGAUAUUGACCCAAACAGCGACCCAGCCCCGCGGGGCCAACCUCCAGGACACAGACCAGGGCCAUGUAGUCGGUGCGUGCGUCGUCCAGAAGGCAGCAGUGGCCACCUCAACACCAGAGCCGCUCCCCAAGUUGCGGGAAACCCACAGUGCUUGGCCCGGAGCCAGGGAAAUACGGUGCCCAGGGGGCCUGCACCCUCCGGUGACCAGGAACCACUUGACCGACCUCCAGGACGGCAAAGGCAGCAGCAACCACGUGGAGCACGGGGCUGUCCUCGGUGUCACGUGCUACAGAGAGAAAUAGGCGACCUGAAAGAGCACCUUGGAAAGCGUUGUCUGCCCUGCACGCGCGCACUGUCGACGCGAACGAGGCCUAGAGAUCUCCUCCUAUUGGGACGCUCAGAGAUGCCUCCUUGGUUUUCCCUGUACCGGCUGCUUGGUGUGCCUUGUCCGCUGCCGUGUGUUGGUUCAUUUGACGAGUUCCGAGUGGCUCCGACAUGCCCCAAAGCUGGAGACCCACUGGCACGUUUGGUUCUCGUUUAGAAAACAUUUCCCCCACGGAAUUCAGGUGGUGGGUGACUGAGUCCGGCCCGGGGCUGCUUGCACAGGGCCCGGAGGGGCUUCCAGGGGCAGGGCUAGGCCGUCCCCCCCGGGGACAGGGGCACGGGCUUCUAGAUCCCUGUGGGUGG
Equus caballus (horse) is the source of this 1594-nucleotide messenger RNA. Lineage: Eukaryota; Metazoa; Chordata; Mammalia; Perissodactyla; Equidae. The record is from RefSeq and is a predicted model, not a curated record.